Heterostelium album PN500 is the source of this 459-nucleotide messenger RNA. Its product is annotated as response regulator. The record is from RefSeq and is a predicted model, not a curated record. Lineage: Eukaryota; Evosea; Eumycetozoa; Acytosteliales; Acytosteliaceae. The transcript has a single exon. Gene Ontology annotation, biological process: phosphorelay signal transduction system. Bases 1 to 459 code for a protein of 152 amino acids.
AUGUCAUCGGCAGCGGUUGACGACUACGAGCGUACCAAGAACAUCGGUGGAAGUAGCGAGCGACGAAAGAACUUUAAGAUCUUGUUGGCCGAGGACAACGAAGUCAAUAGAAAGGUGGUCAGUAUGCAGCUGAAGAAGUUGGGAUUCCAGUGUGAUUGUGCCAAAGACGGUAAGGAGGCAGUCGAUAUGUUCAAAGGUGGAAACUACGAUCUCAUCCUGAUGGACUUGACCAUGCCAAACACCGAUGGACCAACUGCAUCGCUACAGAUCCGGUCGUACGAGGAGAUAUACCGAUCAAAGAAAGUAAUCAUCGUUGCACUCACCGCAAUGGUACUCGAAGGUUCCAAAGAAUAUUGUAAAUCAAUGGGAAUGGAUGAAUUCCUACAGAAACCACUGAAACUCGAACGUCUAGAGAAGAUUCUAACUACUUAUUUACUACCAAUACAACAAUCUGGUUGA